Molecule: messenger RNA, 573 nt
Organism: Necator americanus (New World hookworm)
Lineage: Eukaryota; Metazoa; Nematoda; Chromadorea; Rhabditida; Ancylostomatidae
Exons: 1
Coding region: 1-573 (190 amino acids)
Source: RefSeq, a predicted model, not a curated record
AUGCGAAAAUUGGAAUGGGGCGACUUGGGAGUGAAGGUUGAUGGUCGGCAGCUACACCAUUUGCGCUUUGCUGAUGACAUCGUAUUGAUAACACCUAGCAUCAGCCAAGCGGAACGAAUGCUGACCGAAUUCGACGAAACAUGUGGAUGCAUCGGUCUUCAGCAGAAUCUGCAAAAGACGAUGUUCAUGCGCAACGGAUGGGUCUCGGAUGCUCCAUUCACGCUCAACGGAACGAACAUGUCCGAAUGCACCAGCUACGUUUAUCUGGGUCGGGAACUAAACAUGAUGAACGACCUGACCCCCGAGCUGGGCAGGAGGAGACGAGUGGCUUGGGGAGCGUACAAGAGCAUCGAGGAUGUAGUGAAGAAGACCAGGAACACCCAGCUCCGUGCUCACCUCUUCAACACCACCGUACUUCCUGCUUUGACCUAUGCAUCGGAAACCUGGGCAUUUCGCAAGGAGGAAGAAAACGCGGUGAGCGUCAUUGAACGCGUAAUUGAGAGAGUGAUGCUAGGAGUAUCCCGUUUCACGCAAGUGAGGGACGGGAUUCGAAGUUCUGUCCUACGUCAGUGA